UUCAGUGAACCUUUGUAUUUCAUACGUUAACGUGCGCACCAUGUGGUCAUUUUGGUCUUUAUUAGUAGUAACUAUUCUGUUUCUUAUAAAAUUCUGUGCAUAUAGUUUUCUCUUAGUGCUUGCUCUCGCUGUCGUUUAUAGACUAUGGGCGGAGCCAGUCAAAGGAGUGUGCAAGUGUACCACGAAGUUAGACGGAAAGGUGGUUUUAGUAACUGGCGGUAAUGCAGGUAUAGGCCUCGAAACAGCCAAGGAUUUAGCAAAAAGAGGCGCUAAGGUCGUAAUCGCCAGCAGAAAUGAUACGAAAUCCCAAGAAGCUGUUGAAAUAAUAAAACAGGCAAGCGGAAACGACAACGUUGAAUACAGACAACUCAAUUUAGCAAAACAAGACAGCAUCGUCGAGUUCGCUGACAAAUUCAACAAAGAUUUCCACCGAUUGGACAUCCUCGUCAACAACGCUGGUGUUGGUGUAGAAACAACGGCUAAUUUAGACAACGGUGUGGAUUUAUUGAUGCAAAUAAAUUACGUCGGACCCUUCCUUCUAACACAUUUAUUGUCAGAAAAACUCGCAGCAUCCGCGCCAAGUCGUAUCGUCAAUGUCUCAUCCAACCUUUACCUCAUUGCUUUUAAGUUUAAAAUCGAAAAUAUUACAAAAUGUUGGGAAGGACACAUCUUUUUAUUACGAUAUGCAAACGCUAAGCUGUGCGAAAUUUUGUGGACGAGAGAACUUGCUAAAAGACUUCCGCACGGGGUCACUGUUAAUUGUUUACAUCCAGGAAUCAUAAUGACCAAUAUUUUUGAUUACCUCAAUAUAUUUAUCAAGACUGUAAUCAGAGUUUAUACUUUCUUACUAUUUAAAAAUACAACGGAAGGUGCACAAACCACAAUACAUCUAUGUGUUUCGCCAAAUUUAGAACAUUCGUCCGGUGGUUACUACGUGGACUGCAAAAAAGUGAAAUGUAUAAAAAUAGCCGAAAAUGAUGAACUUGCUCGGCAAGUUUGGGAAAGAACGUUAGAAUUAGUAAAACUACCUGCGAAAUAAGAUAUCAUAAUUAUAACUAUGUGUCCUUUGUAGAUUACGAAAUGGGAGUAGAAAAACGUUGUUCUGUCAUAUAUAGUAGAUUGUUAUACAAGGGGCUAAAUAGACCACAUUACAUACGAGGUAUUUUAGGGCACAAGCCGUAAGGCGAGGACCACUAAAUAGAAACCGAGUUUAUAAUGGGUUUAGCCCCGCAUGUUUCACUCUGCUUUUCACAACGAUUGCGAGAAAAUAAAAUAAUUCAGCACAGUA
This is a messenger RNA of Bicyclus anynana (squinting bush brown), 1288 nucleotides long. Its product is annotated as retinol dehydrogenase 12-like. The record is from RefSeq and is a predicted model, not a curated record. Bases 41 to 1039 code for a protein of 332 amino acids. The transcript has a single exon. Lineage: Eukaryota; Metazoa; Arthropoda; Insecta; Lepidoptera; Nymphalidae.